AUGGUUAAUUAUUUGGCCGCUGUUUUCAUGAUUCUCUAUUUUUCUGGCUGUUCACUGGGAACAACUUCCUCACCUCAGCAACAAAACACCACAAAGUCAAACGAUUUAUGCGAGGUAAGACAUGCAUAAAUAUAAAAGGUAGUACUACUCCGUAGAUUACGUACACGAAGAAAUCAUUAUAUUGCUCAUAUCGUCAUGAUCACUUCCUUAUUAAAAGUACCUCACAAAGGGUAAGGCAGUUUAUUCUAAAAGUCAUCGCCUCAGCAUUAUCUUAGCAUUAACUGUUAGUUUUCUCUGAUUCCAUCCAGCUUUAACGAGGAUUAUGAUAUCAAAGGUCCAUUAUGUGCCUCUGGAUGAAGGGAGACGGCAAUAGUUCUGUCCUUUCUUGGCGACCUUUCAAUUGCUACUUUAAUAGGGUUUACGGUAUUUCAGCCCGGGGGGUACUCCCUUAUAUAAGCCAUUUACGUAUGUGCCACCCCAAAGGGUAGCGUUUUUUGCGCUGUUUAGUCUGAAAACGGUUAUGGACUUUGCCCAUUGUGGUCUGAAAUCGUGUAUGGGUUUCGAACGGAGUACGGGAGUGUAUAAACGUUUUUUGUCGUUUCAAAUCCAAAUGAGAAGGAAAGAGAAAAAUGGCGAAUUCGAAAUGGAUUUUAAGAAUUUUUUUUUCUGUUUUUGUGCUAUAUUAAUUUAUUUAACAAUGACAUAAUUUCUUGGAGGCAAGGUCUAAAAUCGGGUAUAGAGGCCAGGUCUGUAAGCGGGCGUAAAAAUGACAUUUUUUGGCCUGAAAUGGGGUCAGGAUUUGGAGAACCGAAGGGCGCACCUCCAUCAAAAAUCCCGAGGAGUACUCCCCCGGGUAUUUAGGAUCCCGUUUCGUCUUCUUGUCUGCUUUAAAUUACAAAUCAUAUUUCCUUUCAGCGAUCUAUACUUGGUUUCCCUGGUAUUCCAGGAUCAAAUGGUUUACCGGGAGUGCCGGGCGUCCCUGGGUCACACGGACCCCAGGGAAGGGAAGGUGUAAAAGGACAAAUUGGUGAUAAAGGAUCGCAAGGAAUGCCGGGUCAAAGAGGAGACAGAGGGCGCAAAGGACCCCCUGGGAAGAGCGGACCCCGAGGAAUUAAGGGAAUGAAAGGUCAACCGGGACUUCUGGGAAUGAAAGGAGAGAGAGGCAUUGUGGGAAUGAAAGGACAGCGAGGAACUGUGGGAAAUCAAGGAAGAAAAGGAGACAAAGGAGAGAAAGGAGAAAGCGUCAAAGCAAGUCAAGCAAGUGUAGUACCACAAACCAACUGGAAACAAUGUGUGUGGAAAUCAGGCAACCGUGCUGAUAACGGAAAGAUUAAGGUAAUUAUUAGUAUAAGAAUCGUUAAUAACACAUUCCAAAGAAAAUUAAUUCCUUUCUAAAUCAAAAUAAUUCAAAGAAGAACGUCUCCCCUCUCACUCACCGUUUGCCAAAACCUUUCAUCAAUGACUAAGUUACAUUUCACUCUACUUCAGUUCUUUUGGAACGAAAAAGAGGAUUCCUGGCCAUAUGGAUAAGGACAACAAAAAUUGAAGCUAUUACAGAGUUUUUUAAACAUUAGGAAGUAAUCUUGACUGGAGUUGUUAGAAUCAAUCAAUACACAAGGGUGCUCGUCUUACUACAAUAUGUCUGAUUUGUUUGAUUUUAUUCCAGGACUGUGCGUUUAACAAACUGCAGUCUAAUUCAGCGCUCAGAGUCUCAUUCCAGGGAAACAUGAAGGUCAAUGGAGGUAGUUCUAGGUGUAACCGGUGGUAUUUCAAGUUUAAUGGAAAUGAAUGCAGUGGACCAAUGACGAUUGAGGCUGUUAUUUACAACUACUGGCCAUCUGGGAACCCUAAUCUGCUGCAUCAUCGGUCAUUUGAGGGGUACUGUGAAAACAUCCUACGAGGCGCUGUUAGAGUGGAAUUAUGGGUAGGACCGUGUCCUAGCCAAACCCUGGGUGAUGCUUACACUGGGUGGGAAUCAGUGUCCCGGAUAAUGAUUGAAGAGGUAUCUAGGCCCCAGUCCUAA
Porites lobata is the source of this 2023-nucleotide messenger RNA. The record is from the annotation of a GenBank genome assembly. Lineage: Eukaryota; Metazoa; Cnidaria; Anthozoa; Scleractinia; Poritidae.